This is a messenger RNA of Lytechinus variegatus (green sea urchin), 2060 nucleotides long. RefSeq names its product 3-beta-hydroxysteroid-Delta(8),Delta(7)-isomerase-like (gene ebp). The record is from RefSeq and is a predicted model, not a curated record. The coding region runs from base 30 to 740 and encodes 236 amino acids. Gene Ontology annotation, molecular function: C-8 sterol isomerase activity; cholestenol delta-isomerase activity; steroid Delta-isomerase activity. Gene Ontology annotation, cellular component: membrane; endoplasmic reticulum. The transcript is spliced from 5 exons. NCBI's taxonomy places the organism in Eukaryota, Metazoa, Echinodermata, Echinoidea, Temnopleuroida, Toxopneustidae. Gene Ontology annotation, biological process: cholesterol biosynthetic process.
UACAAGCUGUUCCAAGGUGCACCCACAAGAUGGCUUCCAACACCAACCACCCGUUCAACCCACCGAGUCUCUUCGUGAAGGACUACAUCCCUAAUUCUAUGACCACAGGGACCAUCCUGAGCAUUGCAUUACCAGGAUUUGCCGUCAUCUUGAUCACAGUAUGGCUGAUGACUGCCAAGGAUUUUCAUGGACGUCCAAUUCCCCUGGGUCAGAGGGCUAUGUUGGCUUGGUUUGGUCUGUGCGGGAUGAUACACUGUAUCCUAGAAGGUUAUUUCAGUGUUUUCUACCAGACUAUCCCCAGCAAGACUGACUUCUUGGGCCAGAUUUGGAAGGAAUAUGGGAAGGGAGACAGUCGUUAUGUCAUUGGUGAUAACUGCACUGUAUGUGUAGAAUCAGUUACCGCCUGGCUUGAAGGACCAGCUUGUUUCCUCAUCAUCCUUGCUUACCUUAGACGAUCUCCAAGUAGAUAUCUCCUUCAACUCUUGGUUUCCACUGGCCAGCUAUAUGGUACGAUCAUAUUCUUCAUGACGGAGUACCGCGAUGGUCUGGCUCAUUGCAAGUACGGUGAUCCUCUGUACUUCUGGGUUUAUUUCAUUUCCUUCAACGUUCCUUGGGUUAUUAUCCCCAUCAUCAACAUCAUUCAUUGCUUUGGUCAUCUCUCUGCUGCUCAAGCUAGCUUAGACCAAUCCUCUCAACAGUCGACUAAAAAAGCACCAGGCAACAAAAAGAAAAAGUACUAGCGCCACACGGAGAUGAAGGUGUGCUUUUUGCUCAGGGCCAAUAUUCUUAAAAGUUUUAACUUUUGUGUUUAGUUGUUACGACAGUCAUAAAUGAGCGGUGCAUCAGUGGUUUAUUUCCAAUUUGUCUAAUGCCAAUUCUUCCAAUUGCCAACUUGUCGACUAUCCUUUAGUUUACCAUCAGUCCGCUCACCAUAUGGUCUAAUAACCAGUUGGUCCAAUGGCCAUUUAGUCCAUAUAACAUUUGGUCUAAUUGGACUAAGUGUUCAAUUGUGCAAAAUGAAUGAAAAUGAAAUGGAUAUUAGACCAACUGCUUAUUAGACAAAGUGAUGAUUGGACCAAAUGGUUAUUAGACGAAAUGUUAUGGACGGAAUGGCAUUAGACUAAAUGAAAGUAGACCAUGUGGAUAGUGGACGAACUGAUAAUAGACUAAAUGAUAGUAGAUGAGUUGUCAAUUGGAAGAAUUGGCAUUAGAUGAAUUGGAAAUUUACCGGUGCAUCAGCAUAACCUACAUGUUUUUUGCUUGCUGGUCAGUGGGGAUGAAUUUGUUCCAUUCAAAAUUGAUUUUAGGAGUGUCUGGGAAACAUAGUUUGGCUAUCAAAUGAAGCUAGACAACUUGAAGGAUGAAUGUUUGAGAAUACUGGCCCAGGGUGUUGAUAGCAGGUACUCUGUCAACAAGUGCUUCAGUUUGAAUUCCUACGUGUCUUCGAAGUAUGUAUUGAAUGAAAUCACAAUGAACCCUAAAUCUGAAAAAUGAGUUUAAUUCCUGACAUUGCGCCAAAUGUCCCUUCAUAGAUAAUUAUCAUUCAGUAACAUUGAGUCCUACCCAAAUGAACACCACACUCUGACCCUUCAUGUUAAAUAUAUAGUUCAACUUUCUAUCUGUCUACAAGCUUGGCUCAGAUCCUACACUAAAAAUGAAGCCUGGAGCAUUUGUUGUUAGAUCAUGGACCUACUACAACGUGUAGUAGGUCCAUGGUUAGAGCAACUGUUCAAAAAAUGUUGAAAUAAUCAUUCAUCUUUCAAUUCUCUUUUAUUGAACAAAAGAAAAACUUUUUAAAAAUCACAAUGGGAGUCAUGGGACUAAAACUGGAAUAUUGAUAUUGGUAAUUAUGAUAAGGUAUACAUUUUUUGAUUUUUAAUGACCAAAUGUGCUGGAUAUAUGCCUUUAAUAUCUGAAUUGACAAUGUUAUGGAAUGAGUAAAUAUUGAUGUUUUAAUCAUGAGAAAUCAGGUAGUUUUAGCUAGAUUCUCAAAUCAUAUUUUCUGUAAUUUUUAAUAUUUGCUGUGUCAAGUUUGAUUCUGUAUUGUAGUUAGGAAGGAU